Molecule: messenger RNA, 1260 nt
Organism: Drosophila teissieri
Lineage: Eukaryota; Metazoa; Arthropoda; Insecta; Diptera; Drosophilidae
Exons: 4
Coding region: 1-1260 (419 amino acids)
Biological process (GO): DNA integration
Molecular function (GO): nucleic acid binding
Source: RefSeq, a predicted model, not a curated record
AUGCCAUUCGGCCUGUGUGACGCGGCACAACGGAUGUGCCGCCUAAUGGAUAAGGUUGUCCCAUCAGCACUACGUGAGCAGGUGUUUGUUUACCUCGAUGACCUACUGAACUACGCUCAGACUGCCUCCCCGCAUAAGGACUGCCUUAAGAAAGAUCGCGUCAAGAAAUUCGAGCUAUCCGAAGCGGCCGUCCAGGCCUUUGAGUCGCUGAAAACCGACAUGGCAGCAGCACCUGUACUUGUCACUACAGAUUUCAAGAAACCAUUCAUCAUUCAAUGUGACGCCUCCACCACUGGCGCCUUCGACUUCACAAUCGAACAUCGUCGGGGGUCCCUGAACGUGGUUCCAGAUGCACUAUCGAGGGUUCAUAUGGAUGCAAUACAAAAAGUUCAGGUCACCGCGCCAGACCUACACAUCGAGCUAAAAUCCCCUUUCUUCCAAGCCCCAGAAUAUCUGGCACUAAAAGAGGCUGCCGAAGCCAACGCCGAUAAAUGCCCAGACAUUCAGACCUUCGAAGAGUAUGUUUACAAACGAAUCGGUUUUUGCCAAAAUGACGCCAUCAACAACGACCGAGCGUGGAAGCUCUGGGUGCCCGCCGAAUUACGAUCACAGCUAACCUGGAGAGCACAUCAUGCCAUGACAGCAGCACACGGGGGUUUACACAAAUCCUUAGCUAAACUGCGACAGUUUUACUACUGGCCUGGAAUGUCGGCGGAUGUUCAAGAACUAGUGAAGGUUUGCGAAGUGUGUAAGGUCAGCAAAACAGCCAUCAAAAUAAAACGCCCACCCAUGGGAGAGCAGCGUGUGACGGAACGGGCAGGCCAGAGACUUUUUAUAGACUUCAUGGGACCAUACCCCCGAACUAAAGCAGGAAACUCCGUCAUUUUCGUGUGCCUUGACCAUUUUUCAAAAUUCGUAAGGCUGCACCCUAUGAAACAGGCAGUAGCCACCGAAGUGGUCAAAUUUCUCGAGGUAAACAUUUUUCAUCAGUUCGAUGUGCCCGAGGUUAUUCACUCCGACAACGGAAAACAGUUUGUUUCGCAAACAUUUGCUGACCUCAUGGAUCGUUACGGCAUUAAUCAUAUAAGAACCGGGCUGUAUUCCCCGCAGGCCAACGCCGCUGAAAGGGAAAUAGUAGAUAUAGGGCGCAGGAACGUACUGGCCAACGUACUAGAACUGGUGGAAACUCCUCCGCAGUCUGCAGACACAGCGUGUCGGCAUGACCGGAGUGAUCCUCUUGUGUAUCGUCAGGUCUCGUAG